UAUUAUUAUUGUGGGCACCGUGUGACGAUCGAUGUAGAUGUUCGCAUUAUAACUAUCGAUAUUGUCGUCGUCGCGUUUUUGAUGUUUUCGCGCUUUUUACAGACCAGCGUGGUUCGACGGCCCGGGAACACUUUCUCGGUAAACGUACACCUAUAGCGGAGUCCCAUCAGUUUAUUAUCACUGCAGCGCAAGCGUCGUAUUCGAUUGAUAUUCAUAUUAUUUUACACAUAUAAUACAUACUUACCCAUCGCCACCGUCCAACGUCUUCCGUCAACAUGUUGAUGCUCUUAAGGAUCGCCGAAUUGAUAAUCCCAAUUAUGAUAUCAAUUUGUAUGAUGGGAUUCAAAAAUAAAAAUGUUACUGAUUAUGUCAAGAUGCUUCAACUACAAAGCCAUGAAUCACACUGGUUUUUCAAAAUUGUUUUUACUCAAAUUGCCAUUUAUGUAAGUUUGUUUUUUACCAUGCUUGUCAUAUGUGGACUAUUGAUAAAAGAACAAAUUCCUAAGAAAUUGGUCCUCAUUGGCUCAGUCGUACAAGUACUUUUAUGUAUUGCAUCCUCAUAUUUUCUACUGCAAUUUCAUAAAGAUAUGGGCAAGUUUGAACUAGUCCUAUGUUCUUCAGCAUUCGGAUUUAAUGGCUUGUUGUUUACAAUUGAUGCGAUAAUUAUGUUUCAACAAAUCGUAUUUUCACGUCCACGAUAAAUUAUAACCUCCAU
Myzus persicae (green peach aphid) is the source of this 715-nucleotide messenger RNA. RefSeq lists its product as uncharacterized. The coding region runs from base 276 to 701 and encodes 141 amino acids. The transcript has 3 exons. NCBI's taxonomy places the organism in Eukaryota, Metazoa, Arthropoda, Insecta, Hemiptera, Aphididae. The record is from RefSeq and is a predicted model, not a curated record.